This is a messenger RNA of Magallana angulata, 5638 nucleotides long. Its product is annotated as MLX-interacting protein-like. The transcript has 19 exons. Gene Ontology annotation, cellular component: nucleus. The record is from RefSeq and is a predicted model, not a curated record. Gene Ontology annotation, biological process: regulation of transcription by RNA polymerase II. Bases 114 to 2864 code for a protein of 916 amino acids. Lineage: Eukaryota; Metazoa; Mollusca; Bivalvia; Ostreida; Ostreidae. Gene Ontology annotation, molecular function: protein dimerization activity; DNA-binding transcription factor activity, RNA polymerase II-specific; RNA polymerase II cis-regulatory region sequence-specific DNA binding.
CAACUUAUCAUGCAUAUUAUUCAUGGUCUUUAAUGGCGGACGGUAGUUGUUGACAAUCGCAGAAUACUUGAAAUAUUUAUCCUCCAUGCAAACAGACAUAGAAGACCUGUCAUAUGAUGGCAAUAGAGAAAUCUUCGACUGCCACCUUUCAGGCGACAACACUUAAAGAUUGCAACAUGGAAGAAGCUUCACAAGAGCAGCCCAUUCACAGUGGGCAUUUUAUGAUAACAAACGUGCAUGCGCCAUCCCAAGACGACGACGACGAAUAUGACGACAAUGAAGAUGUCAAGCCCGAGUUACAAGAGAAUGGAUUCGAUUUUAAUAGUGCCAACAAAACGAUAUCAAACGUUUACUCUUUCGGACAGAAUACCCACACCCUGUCCAUUGACGACUCCCUUACGAAACUUUUUGACUGCAUGUCACUUGCUUACAGUGGGAAGCUGACAUCGCCAAAAUGGAAGGCAUUCAGGGGUCUGCAUCUUACCAUGAAAGACAAAGUCCGGUUGAACAACAUAAUAUGGAGGGAAUGGUGCAUGCAAUAUAGAUAUGGAAAAAAGCCAACAGUGUGCCAGUUUGCUUCCCCAUUAUCCGAUGACAUACACACAAAACCGGAGGCAAUUGUUUUGGAGGGGAAAUAUUGGAAAAGAAGACUGGAUACAGUUACUAAAGAAUACAAAAGCUGGAGGAAGUUCUCAAAGAGUCACAUGGCCAAGAAGUUCAGCAUUGAUGUGAAAGCCACCAAUGCUGAGUUACUGGCCAAAGUGGUGGAGGUGACAACGAUCCCGAGUAAUCAACAAAUGUCUGCCACAGACCUCCUUCUGAACAGCAGCACCAUGGACUUCAUGGACCUGGAUUUUAACAGUGACACCUUGUUCAACACCCUUAAUCAACCUUUCGCGUUUCCCAAUCCCAAAGAAUUUUAUGGAAUGUCAACUGCCGACCUGAUGCAGCCAGGCUUGGUUCCUCUACAGCCAAAUCUGGACGAUCUGAUGGACUACGAUUCCAUUCAAGAUAUUGUCACAACUCGUUCACAGGGUAACAGUGUGAUGCACUUCACUGGGAAUCAUAGUAUGGAUACGUCUACAAACACUAGUAAUUGCACAGUAUUUUCGCUAAUGGACACAAGACAAAGUGAAUUACAAUCACCUGGAAUUGAAAUACAGCCCCAGUCCCCAGGAACUAAGACUUUGGGGGACCUUCUUAGUGGGAGGCCCCAGUCUCCAGGCAACAAGACUUUGGGAGACCUCUUAAGUGGCCUUCUGGGAAGUAUUACUACUUCCUCCAUUUCUGACAUUAACAGUGUAGAGAGCCAGUUGAUAUCACGGUUACAGCAACAACAGCAGCAGCAGACUGCUACUGUACAGCAGAACAGAACAAACAAUACAUUUUUCUUGACCCAAAACAAUGAGGAGUCAAUGAACAGUUUGUCAACAGUGACUCAUUCGCCCUCGGAGCCAGUCAUUAAGGUGUCUUCUCUGGAGGAGGCUUUACUGGGCAAAAAUCCAAUCCUGACAAAUCAGACUGCUAAAACUACAAAAACACAUGGAUCUAAAAUCCCAACCCGAAGUAAAAGUGUGCCACAAGUGUCCCAGAAAUUGUCACAGAGAAAAGAAGGAAAUUUUGUGAAACCAGUUAAACCUGCCACACGUACGAAACAGAGAAAAAUCGCUCCAAACCCAACCCCGUCUCCAAACAACACGUAUCUGGCCCAGCUUCUUACUACAGACAUGAUUCUGGGUGGAAUUCAAUUGUCCCCAGUCAGCCAACUUGCCAAGGGAACCUACCCAGGUGCUAUCAUUAAUGUGAAAAAGGAGGCAGGAGGUGUGGCAGCACCCAGUAUAGUGACCAUUCAGGGGCAGCAACCCACACCUUCACCAAUGGUUGUGACAUCAAUCCCUGUAUCCUACAAUAAACUGACAGACAUACUGCUGCAAACACAGAAUUCUACGGUUGAAGUUGCUAAAGACACAGUCAUUAACUUUGUUUCAAAUCCAGUCACAUUGUCAUCCAAUGCCACGGUAACGGUGCCUCAGAUCACCACAGUACCGACCUUGACCUCCACUAAGCCAGCGGUCCCUGUUCUGUCCCCCUCCCUGACCGAUUCCCUCACCUCUAGACGGUCCAGCUACCCCCCAGCAAGUCCCAGCAUGGUCCUGUCCAAUCCUACUAGUCCAUCAGAUAGUGUGUCGGUUACUAGUCCUUCAGGGAACCAGUCAGGGGACUCUGAAUCGGAGUUCCGAGGUGGAGAACACAGGAGGUUGAAUCACACCUCAGCAGAACAAAAGAGACGCUGUAACAUCAAGAGUGGUUUUGACCUUCUUCACACUCUUAUCCCAUCCUUAAGUCAGAAUCCAAAUGCGAAAGUCAGUAAGGCUGCAAUGCUACAGAAAACUGCCGAGUACUGUAAAAAGUUGAAGGCAGAGAGAAAGCAGAUGCAAAAUGAAGCAGAGAUCCUCAAACAAGAAAUAGAAUCUCUAAAUGUUCAAAUCAGCCAAUGCCAAGCUCAGCUGCCAGCUACAGGGGUCCCCGUCACACGUCAGCGGGCCGACCAGAUGAAGGAGAUGUUCCAGGAGUAUGUCAAAAAUCGGACACUGUCCAACUGGAAGUUCUGGAUUUUCUCUACCAUUAUCCAGGGUCUGUUUGAUACGUAUAAUAAUAUGGUGUCCACAGCUAGCAUUGAUGAGCUGUGUAGGACCACAUUGGCUUGGUUAGAUCAACACUGCUCACUUGUGGUCUUACGGCCAGCUGUUUUGAAUGCACUGCGACAACUUAGCACCACCACCAGUAUUUUGUCUGAUCCGUCGCGCAUGCCUGAACAUGCAACAGAAGCGGUCUUAAAAACAGACAAAUCAACUGGUUCCUGAUGGCUCCCAUUGAGACAAUCUGUGCUUCGCCCAAAAAUUGAUAGUUGUUCAAUUGACAGCCCAAAAAUUGACAGUUGUUCAAUUGACAGCUGUUCAGUUUGCCUUGAACAAUGUCAGAAGUUUGCUGUCUUCGAAUGUCAAGGACAGUCACUCACUGUACGAGGUCAAGUGAAGGACAGUGUCGGACAUUUUACAAAGUAUAGGGCAGCUUAUUUCUACUUGUAUAAGCAAUAUAUCUGUUUUAAGACACAAUGCCACCUUUGUUUGUUAUUUUGUACUUUGAUGUGAAAUGGCUUUAAUUGAAUGUGAUACAGUGUUGAUUUGUGUGAGGUGAUGUGAGAAAUUUCUGCUUAUGUUUUUGCAGAUUAUUUUCUGAAAUGAUGUUGUUAGAGCAAUAACCUGCAAGUUAUAGAAAAAAGAAGUACCACUUUAUAAAAACAGUUUUGAGAACUGGUACAGAGAGAGAAUUUUUAUUGCAGAAAGAUACAUAUAAAAUAGUCUUGCAAUAGCUUUUUUUAGAAGAUUCUUUUUUCUCAUCUUGUACAUUUUGUCAGUUAAUUUAUUUCGGUCCAUCUUUGUACCAUCUGCUGAAUAGCCACCAAGCAAUAUCUUGAACUUUAAUAAUAAGGUCCUUUGGUUCAGAUUGAAGCAUCUAGGGAGUUUAUAAUUUCAAAGCUUUUUUUUGCUCAUUUUUUAUUUGCUCACUUCUCUCAGUUUUAAAGAUGAAAUAACUUAAAUGGUUAAAUCAUGUUGAGGUAUUGAGAAAAAAACCCCAAUGUUUUGAGAACAUCUGUCUUAAGAAAUAAAUUUAGUCAAUUCUAAUUUUUAGUACCUGUGAGAUUAAAGAAACAUAUGGGAGUUUUAUAGCCCUAUCUUCUAUGAUCAUGGUGAAUUGCAAUGCAACUGUAUGUGAAAUCUUUAUUAUAUUGCUAAAGGUUGUUGUUUUCACACAGACAAGAUAGACAUUUUACAUGUGCAAAUCAUGAAGACGGGGCAAAAAUCCAACUUUAAAUAUUGACUUGCACAAUUGUUUUGUAUUAAAGAUUAUGAAUUUGAAAACUCAGUUCUUAAGCAAUGUGCCAUUAAUGUGCCUGAAAAUUCAUUGUUUUUUUUUUAAAUCAUAUACAGACCAUUUGUUAGAACAUUUUAUCCUGUAUUUUGCUAUCCAUUUCUUUAUUGUUAUACAAAGUGUAAAUAUCCAUGAAUAAGUUUUCUGAUUGAUAAAACUAUACGAAUUCAAAUGAUAUUCCCAUCCAAAAGUUAAUAGAACUGCUUAGCAUUAUCAUAUAAUAGCCAAUGCAUUUACCUGAUUAUAACUAAUAUACAUAUUAGAUAUGCUCAAAUACAUGUGUUUGUACACAGAUUUGUCAGUAAUGCAUCUUUACCAAAUACUCUCAAUAAUAAGGAUAUGUGGACCUCAGCAUUAUCUUUUUCAUUAAUCUGUUGAGACAAUUUCCAAUGCGUAUUUUUGUUGAAUGGUGGCUGUUAAUUUUGGGUUUGUCAAGAACAAUGUUGCUCUAUGAAAUCCACCUCCAACAUAAUAGUGCAUGCCGUUAUACCGGUGUCAGUAGGCAGUUCUAAUCGCACUUAACUGAAAAAGCUCACAAAUCACAACUGAUUCCCAGUGUUCUUUACAAUAUGUAAGACAAUUUGUGUUGUCCACAAGUUUAUCCACAAUGCAAAUUCAAUGUGAAAAGUUUUACUAGAGAUACCGGUAAAAAAGGGUAAUUUAGCAAUACCUCAUAAUUUAGCAUAAAAGUGUAAUCAAUUACAGAAUGUAGUUGGUGUAGAAGGAUAAAGAAUCAAUUCAUAGCAUUAAAAUGUAAUGUAUGUCAGAUGUUUAUUGAACCUGACUGCAUUCUGAAAUGGACAGCAGACACUAAAUAAUGAUGCUAGAUAUUUAAUUGUAAUUAUUAGUUGAUUUAAUAAACUUUGUGGUAUAUUAUCAUAUCUUUAUUUAGUGAACUUGGUCCACCUACCCCCCCCCCCUCCAAAAAAAAAAAUCUGGAUCUGUUAUUCUUUUCAUUUACUGAUGAAUAUUCUGGAAGUGUACUUGCAUUUGUGUUGUACAUGUACUAUUCCAACUCUUUCAAAAUGUUUAACUUCCCAACUAAAGGAGUGGGAAAACUUGGUGCUGAAUAAUUUGUGUGUAUUUUGUUAAAUGAACUAUACAGUUAAACAAUGUGAUCUCAUACUUAACAGGAUGGAGAAAACAGAGAAUUUAAGAUGUAGUGGUGAUAAAAACACAAGUCUGGGUCCACAUAUCUAUGGUAAACAAGACAUUUAUGUUGAAGCUGUAUAUGAUAUAAAGUCUCCAUCAUUUUUAGUAUUCUGCAAUCAUUUUGGAUGUUUUGAUUCAUGGUGUGUAGCUUAACCAAUAGCAAUCUAGAAAUCAUUUUUAUAUGUAUAAAAAUCUACACAAAAAAGGAAUGUCAAACCACUUUUUAAGAAAAUACUUUUUUUUGGCCAAAUUUAGUAGUGAGAAUUCUUUAUAAAGGGCAGCUCACAUGUAAUUACCAAAUGUUUAUUAUAGUACUCUGUAUGGUAGUUUAAAUUACAUGUAUAUACUGUUAUACACAUUGAGUGAAGUGUUAUCAAAUGUUGAUUGUUAUGUAAAACUAAAUGGUAUUAAAUUCUUUGAUUUAUCUAUUACAUGUACGAGAAAGAAAUGUGAUGUCAUAUCAAAAUAAGAAUAAAAAGUAAUAUAUAAUGUAUAGGUAUGGGAUUUGUAUCAUUAUGAAUGAUGAAAUGCAAACAAUAAAAAACAAACAUUA